AUGUCUGAACCUCACCAUCUUCACGUUCUACCGUUCGAGCAUUUACCAGCACAAUGCUACACUUUACCAAAAUUGACUUCCCCUCUUGUGGUUUCCGCAAAUCCACGUAAUCAUCACAACCAACGAAACAAAAACUCAAAUCGUCCCAUACCCAUGUCGGGUGGCAAGAGAAAGACGAUCGACGAAUCUGUAGAGGAGGAUAAUGAUGGAGACAAUCCCCAUGGAUGUUAUAACCACAGCAAUGAAUCAUCAUUCUGCCACCACAUGAACAACAAUGAUCAUCACAUUAUUUGUAACAAUCAACAUCUUCUAGUUCCUCAUCAUCAAUUACAAUCAUCAGAGUUGAAAGAGGAAUUUUCCGAACAUCAGCAUGAUGACGAUUACAUGAAUUGCAAAAAAGUGAAAGCCUAUCAUCACAUUUGUAACGAAUAUUCUACAACGGUUGCCAGUAGCAAUCUUUGCGUUCCUUCUCCAUUUCCCACUCUCUACAAACAUUGCCAAACCACGGAUUGGUUUUAUAAUUUUAGCAUGGUUGAAUGUGUUCGAUAUUUUGAAAACUAUGUUGAUGAUCCGAGUGACACUAAUAAUAUCAAAAUGAGUACGAAUGAUUAUUUUAAUUACUGCUAUGAUUUUAACGCGUUACAAUCACACUCAUCAAGCGGGCUUCUUAGACUUUUUAAAGAUUUGGGAAUUUCCUCUUUCUAUGACUACAAAUACUUUAUAUUUGUAUUCUUAUUUAAUUUUCAAUCAAAAUUGUCCAUUUCGAGAAGCGAAUGGAUUUUUGGAAUGUUUAAUUUACGAUGUGACUCAAUAGACAAGCUUCGAUUCAAAAUCAACCAGGUAACUGAGGAAUCUCUUUCAUGGAACUCUGAGCAGAUGAAAAAUUUGUUCACUGUAUCCUUUAAAUUUCUAAGAGACUCAGAAAAGAGUAGAUCGAUUGAUGCUCAUGUUGCCGCUUAUGCUUUGAGAGUUCUAAUGACAGGAAGAAGUCCUUUCACAGAGACAUUCAGUGACUUUUUAAUUUCAGCUGAUAACCCGAUCAAAUCCAUUAAUUUAGAUCAAUGGAAAAUAUUUGUGGAUUUCUCAGCUAAUAUUGCUCCAAACCUUUCUAACUAUGACUCCAAUGAUGCCUGGCCUUCAUUGUACGAUAUCUACAUUAGUACAUCUUUUGGAAUUAACUAA
Messenger RNA from Naegleria lovaniensis, 1182 nucleotides. RefSeq lists its product as uncharacterized. The coding region runs from base 1 to 1182 and encodes 393 amino acids. The record is from RefSeq and is a predicted model, not a curated record. NCBI's taxonomy places the organism in Eukaryota, Heterolobosea, Eutetramitea, Acrasida, Naegleriidae. Gene Ontology annotation, cellular component: ubiquitin ligase complex. The transcript has a single exon. Gene Ontology annotation, molecular function: cullin family protein binding; ubiquitin-like protein binding; ubiquitin conjugating enzyme binding. Gene Ontology annotation, biological process: protein neddylation; positive regulation of ubiquitin-protein transferase activity.